AUGGCCUAUAACACUCCAAUUCAGCACACUCAGCCAACCAUCUCAACCCAGCAGACAUACAACCAGAAAACGGUAAACAUUCUUCAGAUCAAUACACAAAAGAGCAAGGCAGCAUGCUCCCAUCUCAUUCAUAUAGCCAACGAAAAGAACAUUGACAUCAUUUGUAUCCAGGAGCCGUACUACAUCAACAACAAAAUUGUGAGAUUCGGCAGAUGGAACGUCUUAUCUGGGAACGAGGACACAAGGCCCAAAAGUGGCAUCAUAUGCUGCAACCCCAAUCUGGACAUUGCCAAAAUCCCACACCUGUGCUCAGACAGACUUACAACAGUAAUCUUACAACUCUCGGACCCGAUCAUUAUAAUUAGCACCUACUUCUCCCCAGAUGACAGUGACGAGGAAUGCAUAAAAGAGCUCUCCAACACAAUCAGGAAGAUUAAAAACAAAAGGAUCAUGGUCAUGGAGGACCUAAAUGGGAAAUCUCCCAUUUGGUUCCACGAGAAAGAGGACAACAGAGGGAGAUUGAUUUCGGAUGUCAUGAACGAAUUCGACUUGAUCUCCACUAACAUGACCACGCAUCCCACUUUUUACACCCCACACGCCAAGGGCUGGACAGACAUCUGCCUUGUAUCUGACAACAUCUCCCACCUAAUUGAAAACUGCGAGACUCUUCUGUGCCACUCUGCCAGUGAUCAUAGGUUUAUCCUCACUCAGAUUGAGUACAACAACCCCACAAUAAAUGAACAAAACAACCCCUUCCGGAAAAGACAGACAAACUGGACUGCCUUCAGGCAGGAAUUCUCUAGGAUCUGGCGAAACUACAACUUCCCUCCGAUAACAACUCACGAGGACAUUAAUAACUACGCCGACUUUUUCACGAACGCCUUACAAUCAGCAGGUAGGAAGGCCCUCCAAUACAAAAGCCUACCACCCAGGAAAACUCACUGGUGGGACACCUCACUUAGCCAGAGGAAAAAGGAGGUGGACAAAUUACGGAAGAAAUAUACCAAAACCAACAACGAUGCCAAAAAAGAACAAUAUAGAAACCAAUAUAAGGAGGCAUUUAAAAACUACAAAAAGCAAAUUAAUAAGGCACAAACCAACUCCUGGAAAAAAUUCUGCUCAGACUCUAACAAAAAAGGCCCUUGGGAGCUACCAUACUACCUUGUGAUGAAGAAACAGAAAAGCUCUUUCCUGCCAGACAUUAUCAACCCUGGUAAUACUAAUAACAACACCGAUCACAUUGACAUAGAAGAAAACAUCAAGAGUAUCCUACAUUAUCACUUCCCGAAAGACAACCAGGACGACGAGACAGAUGAACAGAAACAGAUUAGAAAUAGCAUUAGAAUGACCACUCUCAAUAACAACAACAAACUGUUUACCUUCAAGGAAGUUAAAAAGGCCCUUAACAGUAUGGCCAACAGGAAAUCCCCAUGA
This is a messenger RNA of Centruroides sculpturatus (bark scorpion), 1434 nucleotides long. RefSeq lists its product as uncharacterized. The transcript has a single exon. The record is from RefSeq and is a predicted model, not a curated record. NCBI's taxonomy places the organism in Eukaryota, Metazoa, Arthropoda, Arachnida, Scorpiones, Buthidae. Gene Ontology annotation, molecular function: catalytic activity. Bases 1 to 1434 code for a protein of 477 amino acids.